This is a messenger RNA of Hemiscyllium ocellatum (epaulette shark), 1817 nucleotides long. It is a transcript of the gene mapre2, whose product is annotated as microtubule-associated protein, RP/EB family, member 2. Gene Ontology annotation, biological process: protein localization to microtubule plus-end; regulation of microtubule polymerization or depolymerization; spindle assembly. Lineage: Eukaryota; Metazoa; Chordata; Chondrichthyes; Orectolobiformes; Hemiscylliidae. Gene Ontology annotation, molecular function: microtubule plus-end binding. The coding region runs from base 363 to 1202 and encodes 279 amino acids. The transcript has 7 exons. Gene Ontology annotation, cellular component: microtubule plus-end; cytoplasmic microtubule; spindle midzone. The record is from RefSeq and is a predicted model, not a curated record.
GAGGAGUAGCUAUGGAAACGGCGCGAGCGGCGAUUUACACCCGUUAGCAGCGCUGAGUACCCGAGUUUGCAGAGAGGGAGUACUGACUGCCACAAGACCAGCCCCGCAUAUGUCAACAUCAGUGGCGUUUCUGUCAUUUUCAUAACAAAAAUCCGUGAAUUUAUAUAUAAUUUGAAAGUGACACAAGAAGAAACCAGUUUGACUAGAGAAUAUCCCAUCAUUAUCGAUUCUCCCCGCAGCCAAAAUUUACAUUUUAAUUUAAAAAAAGAAAUCUCCACUCAACCAAUCCCGGUUCUUUUUUGAAAGGAUUGCUGUGCCUUAGGCCAACGCUGGUGCGAGAUUUACAACAGAAACACUGGGGAAUGGCUGUUAAUGUGUAUUCAACGUCCGUAACUAGUGAGAACAUGAGUAGACAUGACAUCAUGGCCUGGAUUAAUGACACAGUAUGUUUAAAUUACACAAAAAUUGAACAGCUUUGCUCAGGUGCAGCAUAUUGCCAGUUUAUGGAUAUGUUAUUCUCAGGCUGUAUUAGUUUGAAGAAAGUAAAAUUCCAGGCUAAAUUGGAACAUGAAUACAUACACAACUUCAAACUGCUACAGGCAUCAUUUAAGAGAAUGAAUGUCGAUAAAGUUAUUCCAGUAGAGCGUUUGGUUAAAGGUCGCUUUCAGGAUAACUUAGAAUUCAUUCAGUGGUUCAAAAAAUUUUUUGAUGCAAAUUACGAUGGUAAAGAAUAUGAUCCUGUGCUUGCUCGGCAAGGUCAAGAUGCUAUUCCACCACCUAAUCCUGGAGAACAGAUUUUUAAUUUGCCAAAGAAGGCAGUAAGUUCUCCAAGUGCAGGUGCUGCUGCUUCAAAAAGCACUCCAUCUCCUAAAUCAGCGUCAACACCAUCUAGGCCAACUUCAGCUCAAGCUAGAAAGGCACCAGGAGCAAAAAGUGGUGGUGAUGCAGAAUCACAUAUUGCACAAUUGAAUGAGCAGGUGAGUUCAUUAAAACUCGCACUGGAAGGAGUUGAGAAGGAAAGGGACUUCUACUUUGGAAAACUGAGAGAAAUUGAAUUGAUUUGCCAAGAACAUGGGCAGGAGAAUAUUGACCUUGUUCAGCGACUUAUGGAUGUGCUAUAUGCAACAGAUGAAGGAUUUGCAGUGCCAGAUGAAGUUCAGGUUCAGGGUGAAGAACUGACUCAGGAGCCAGAAGAGUAUUAGCUGGCAACAUGAGCAUUCACUUCAGAAUGAAGAGUACACAGGACUUCAUGAAAUGAAUUGCUUCAGAUUGAACAUUAGCCUUUUAUCUUCCAUACUCUGCAACAGCAAAGUACUGUAUUCCAUACCCAUUAUCUUACCACCAUGCAUUUAUAACAAUUAUGUUUCUUUACUGAAAACGUGGUAAUUUUUGGGACUAAAUUAACUAUUUGCAUUAUGGCUUAUGAGAAGUAUAGUUUGACAAAACAAUUGAUUUCAAAAGUUCCAUAUCCAUCAACAAAGGUUUAUCAAGUAUGUUUGAUGAGCAAAGAUGCAGUAUUAGAAAUUUAUACUCACCAUGUUUAUUUUCCUUUAAACCUGCUACGUGGAGAGUAACCCAUCAGUUGUAUUCUGCACAUUAUACAGGCGAUGAGUGUGAACUUAUUUGUAUAUGAAAACACAGUUUGAGGAACGGAUUCUAAAUUACGUGUAAAGAAAGUCUUAUUAAGCUGUAAUUCACUUGUUUUGAAAAUUAUCCACAAUUUGUCGCAUGAUGGGAUAGAUUUGUUUCCAAAGCGUAAAUAAUUGCUAUUACUUUUAUCUUUCUACUUAUUUAAUAAUAAAUUUGUUGUGUGUUUA